Molecule: messenger RNA, 3131 nt
Organism: Larimichthys crocea (large yellow croaker)
Lineage: Eukaryota; Metazoa; Chordata; Actinopteri; Sciaenidae
Product: apoptosis regulator BAX
Exons: 6
Coding region: 249-860 (203 amino acids)
Biological process (GO): extrinsic apoptotic signaling pathway in absence of ligand; intrinsic apoptotic signaling pathway in response to DNA damage; release of cytochrome c from mitochondria
Cellular component (GO): mitochondrial outer membrane
Molecular function (GO): channel activity; BH domain binding
Source: RefSeq, a predicted model, not a curated record
ACUCCUCCACUCAUUCUUUCACCGGGGCCACCUGCCACACCUCCUGCGGGGAGAGAGGCGUGUCCGCCGGGGGCUACCGUCCGCCCGUUUCCGACUCACUUCCUUGUUCUUCUGGGGAAGGCGAAGUUUUUCACGGAACGGACACGUCCGGAUUAGUGACUUUUUUUCGGCUCAACUAGCGCUAAAUGUUGGAAGCAAACAUCUAAUUUCUCACUCAUAGUUCUGGGCUGACAGAAAGUGUGAAGCUAAUGGCUGACAGCCGAGGAGAGAAGAAAAAAGCAGAUCGGGAGGAAGGCGCCACCGGCGGGGAAGACGUCAUCGAUGAUCCCAUUCUGGAGCAAGGAGCAGUGGUCCUCAGAGGGUAUGUAAUUGAGCGUAUAAACACAGCAGAGCCCAGUCGACACGUCUCCUCUGAAGACCUGGGAGGAAGGCCAAACGAGCAACAGGAUCCACAAAUCAAAGAGGUGGUGGAACAUCUUCUCAAGAUUGCAGAGGAGCUGAACAGGAAUGCCGAGCUCCAACAACUGAUCAACCAGGUUCAGAGCAACUGUGCUCAAGACAUCUUCAUGAAGGUGGCCAGGAGCAUCUUUGCUGAUGGCAUCAACUGGGGUCGAGUGGUGGCUCUCUUCCAUCUGGCCUACAGACUCAUAUACAAGGCACUGACCACCAACCACCUAGAGAACAUCAGAACAGUUAUCAGCUGGGUUCUUCAGGUCAUCAGAGAGCAGCUCUACUCCUGGAUCGUACAGCAGGGAGGCUGGGAAGGGGUGAUCCGCGGGUUUUCUCGGUGGAGGACAGUAGCUGUAGUAGCAUCGAUAGUGUUGGUGGCAACUAUUGUUUACUACAGGAAGACGCGCUGAGACAUCAGACCUCACAAGCAGGACUGUGGUCGCAUCUCCUCGAUAAAAGCAGCGUGUUAAUAAAGACCGUUUUUGAACAUUAAUUACAACCACUCCUUAACCUCCCUCUAAUUAACCAGAGGAAAUCAAGUACUGUACCUAGAAGAGGAAAAAAACUCUCCUCAUCAGGUGUCUAAGGACAAAAAAGCCACUAUCCACAGGGCAGCUUCAUCAUCCUUAACAAGCAACUUUUCUUUAACUUCCAUGGAAUUACAAAAGCUGCUGGAACACCACCUCAAGCAGCUAAACGGGGGGGUUCCCAGCUCUUGUACCCCACCUGAACCAGAUCUCAGGUCCUUAGUUCCACUGGGUGGGGUCCACCUUGAAUAUCGUUGGGUCUUGUGUCUGAGCAAAAUUUGGGUUAGUCCCAAGAGGACCUGAAAAACAGUCUGAUGACAACAACAUAUGCUGCCAAAAACUUUCAAGAAUUCAAGAAAUGACUGAGCUGAAUGUACUGCAGCUUCAUCAUGUCCAGCUGAGCUUCAGGUAGAUGAUCGGGAUCAUCACAGGUCCUUUUCACAUCAAAUCCAUUUCUUUAGCUUUAUUCUAUGGCCCAUCAGUUUGAGUGAUUUUAGCUAUGUCUCCAACUCGGUGUGUGUCUGUCCAUCACUUGAUGGAUGCGUCUCAGUCAUGCCUCAGGCAAGCAGUCGUGACAUUAAUCACAUUAACAAUGGCUGCAAACCAUUUAGUUUCCCAGUUCCAGCUGCUUUGCCGUGCAUGCUGGCUCACUGACAUCCGUACAUGGAACAUCAUAUAACUAAUUACAUCUUAUCACUUGUGUAAUUAUGUAAUUAGCUACAUGAUUUACCAAAUAUAAUUAUGUUGUAUGGUUUAAUUUUAAUGUAUGAUGUUAAUUAGACUCACCAUGCUCAACAUGCCCAUGUUGCUGAAUUCAUCCAAAAAAGUGACCCUAAAUCUGACAGUGAGCUGAUUAUGUCAUCACAUUUCUACUUUUCUGCUUUUUGGCUGUUUUGGACCAAAGUGCUUGUUUGGAGUUGUGGUUGACUUUUAAAUAACAGUUCAGUUUUUAUGAAAAAAGAAAUCUAGAUAUUUUCUAACACAGAUGCUAAACUUUUGUGCACAUGCAUUGUUUAACAGUCUGAAGCUGUCUAUGCAGAAAAUGAAUAAGACCUUUCUCACUGUGGAUAAGUGCUCAGAUGUGGUGAAGUGUAUGUUUACAGUCAGUCUAUAAGCGAAUGAACUGUUUCUGUAUGAAUUCCAGACAUGUACCAGCAGAGCAAAGACGCUUAUUUGUUGCCCCUCUCUGCCAGUUGUGUGUGAAUGUAGUUGAUUACACAAGACGUGCACAAGUUUAACAUGUUGGUUUGACUGAGGAACCAGAUGCUGCCCGUCAACCUUGUUCAGUAGGUUUAUGACCACCAUCAGGUCACUCGUAUAGUCGUCUGAGCACAGAAAGGGGGCAGUGUUAGCUCAGUUGGUAGAGCAGCCGCCCCAUGUAUGAAGGCUCAGUCCUUGCUGCGGAAGCCCAGGGUCUGAAUCCGACCUGUGGCUCUUUCACGCAUGUAAUUCCCCAUCUCGCUCUCCACAUUCCUGUCACUCUUCGGCUGUCUCUGUCAAAUAAAGCUUGAAAAGGCCAAAAAAACAAUCCUUAAAAAGAAACGAGAAAGAAUGAGGCAGUAGCUGUUAAUCAAACUGAAAGAGAAGGAAGAUCAACGAGAGAAUGGUUUAUCGUGGAUGAAAACAGCCUCUCAGGAGACAUCCAGUAUGUCACUCAACAAUAUUUUAGAGUAGGCCCACUCACCAGCGUCACAGUGUAGUUCUCUUUUUCCAGCUGGUUGUUUCAUGCAGUAUUUCACACAGACAGAUGCUGGUAGAUGUUUAAACCUCUGACUUUUGUAAAAAAUCUAUUUUAGAGUUUGAAUGAGAAGGAGCAGACUGUUGUUUACAGUUUUCCUCCUCUUCAUAGGUAAAGAAGUAAUUAUUUAAAUGUUGAAUAGCUUUUUGCUUAUUGCAGUGUGUAAGGGUUGGAUGACAUGAUGGAUGGAUGGCUUUAGCAGACCUCAGCUCUGUUAUGGAAUGCCUCAUGUCAUUUAUUUUUGCUACUAAAUUGAUCUUGCACUUUUAAAAGGGAUAUCACACUAUAUGUUUUACAGUAAAUGACUAUUUAUCUGCUGUUCUGUGGUGUUUUUUAAAUGUGAUCUGAUGAUAAUUUUUUUGUUAAACAAUCACUGGGAUAGAUUUAUGUGAAUCAAUUAAAGAUGUGUUAAAAAA